CUCCUAUGAUUAAUCGCAAUGCAUUAUUGAUCAUCAUAAUUAUGGCAGGACACAUGCGCGCUGGCUGGGGCUCCCUGCCCGGAAUUGGGAGCACAUUUUGGGAGUAAAUUAUUUGUCUUCUGCCCCAGCUGAUGUGUGAGCCAGCAUGUCUCGGAGGAAGCAGGCAAAACCCCAGCAUUUCCAAUCCGACCCCGGUCUGGCCUUGCCUGAGAGUCAUGGUACACUGGACCUGUUACAGUUGAGGAUCAGCAAAGAAUCUUUAGAAAUGAAGGCUGAACCAGAAGAAAUGAAAUUUAAGUUUAAUAUUGAAAGAGCCACAGAGAGGGGUCAAAUUCAUCGGACACCCAAGAGCAAGGACGCUCAUGUCUGUAGCAGAUGUUGUGCUGAGUUCUUUGAAUUAUCAGAUUUGUUGCAACACAAGAAGAACUGCACUAAAAAUCAAUUGGUUCUAAUUGUGAAUGAAAAUCCACCACCUCCCACUGAAGCCACCUCUACAAGUCCUCUCUCAGAUAAUCCUGAUGAGCACAUGAAUGACAUGGUUAAUAACGCAGAUGAAGCAGACUGCAGUGACCUUUCAGAGCAUGACAAGCCUGACAAAGAAAACUCUAUGGAGGUGGAGCUCUCAGGAACUAGCAGUAGCGGCAGGGGUUCCAACAAAGUGGACGAUGAUGUGUCAAGCAGUAAUAAUUCCACAGUGGGUACCUCAGCUAUCACAACCUCACUACCUCAAGUAAGGGAUCUGACAACCUUGGGGAACUUUUCUGUUAUAAACAGCAACGUCAUCAUUGAGAACCUUCAGAGUACUAGGGUGGCAGUAGCUCAGUUUUCCCAGGAAGCCAAAACUAAAGGGACAACAAACAAUAAAAUGGCGGUACCUGCACUAAUGGAACAGCUUCUGGCAUUACAGCAGCAGCAGAUACACCAGUUGCAUUUAAUUGAGCAAAUUCGUCACCAAAUAUUACUGUUGGCUUCGCAGGGUGCAGAAAUGCCUGCAUCUACGAGUGGUCCUCAAGCAUCACUGAGGGUGUCUGCCACUCCAUUAGCCACACUAAGUACCCAUUUGUCCCAGCAGUUGGCUGCAGCAGCUGGCUUAGCACAAAAUCUCGCUAGCCAAUCAGCCAGCAUUAGUGGUAUGAAGCAACUACCCCCAUUACAGCUACCUCAGAGCAGCCCCAGUAACACGGUUCCAUCCAACACUAAUUCUUCUCCCAAUAUGAACUCAAUGGUGGCAGCAGUUACCCCACCCUCCUCUGAGGGAGUCCCUUCAAGCACUGGUGGUUCACAGCUCAAUAACCCACCAGCACCUGUAACAUCUUCACCAGCUUUUGCAAUAAGUAGUUUAUUGAGUUCAGCAUCCAAUCCACUACUACCUCAGCCUACCACAAAUACCACCCUCUUCCCAACCACAUUGCCCAACAUAGGAACAACAGGCGACGAUUUAAACUCCCUUAGGAAAGGGAAGCCACCAAGUGUGACGAGUUUUGAGGCCAAGAGUUCAUCUGAUGAGGCUUUUUUCAAACACAAAUGUAGGUUCUGUGCUAAGGUCUUUGGUAGCGACAGUGCCUUGCAAAUCCAUCUUCGUUCUCACACUGGUGAGAGACCAUUUAAAUGCAACAUUUGUGGAAACCGGUUCUCCACUAAAGGGAAUCUAAAAGUCCACUUCCAACGUCACAAAGAGAAAUAUCCUCAUAUUCAAAUGAAUCCGUACCCUGUGCCGGAGCAUUUAGACAACAUACCAACAAGUACAGGAAUUCCGUAUGGGAUGUCCAUUCCACCUGAGAAGCCAGUGACCAACUGGUUGGACACCAAGCCAGUUUUACCAACAAUGGCAACAUCUGUGGGUAUGCCUCUCCCACCGACUAUUCCAAACCUGACACCGUUUAUAAAGACUGAGGAAAACCAGUCCAUUUCGAUUAUUCCACCUACCGCUAGCCCCUCUAGUUCAGUGAAAAGUGACACACCAGCUACAGAGCCACUGCUAAAAAAAAAUAGCAGUCUUCCAGAUGAGGCUGAGGCGAGUGAAUUAACAAGUUUUGAAGACAGAGGUGAAGAAAAUUCCCAAAAUUCAAACAACUUCCCACAUUUUAGUAGUUCUGUCUGCUCACCUACAACCGAUGCAGGUCCAACCAACACCACUGCUUUCCCAAGUCCUCUCUUGCCUCUGAUGUCAGAACAAUUUAAAGCAAAAUUUCCAUUUGGAGGACUUUUGGAUGCAGCACCUGCAUCCGAGACUUCAAAGCUUCAGCAACUUGUAGAAAACAUUGACAAAAAAUCAAGUGAUCCAAAUGAGUGUGUUAUUUGUCACAGGAUUUUAAGUUGCCAGAGCGCCCUAAAAAUGCACUAUCGGACGCAUACUGGGGAAAGACCAUUUAAAUGUAAAGUUUGUGGCCGUGCAUUCACAACAAAAGGAAACCUGAAGACCCAUUACAGCGUCCACCGUGCUAUGCCACCACUCAGAGUCCAACAUUCAUGUCCCAUCUGUCAGAAGAAAUUUACAAAUGCUGUUGUACUGCAGCAACACAUUAGAAUGCAUAUGGGAGGCCAAAUCCCAAAUACUCCUGUUGCUGAAAACUAUCCAGACUCCAUAGAAUCUGAUACAGGGUCCUUUGAUGAGAAGACAAUUGAUGAUCUAGAUAACUUCUCAGAUGAAAACAUGGAAGAUUGUCCUGAUAGCAGUGUCCCUGACACACCUAAAUCUUUAGAUGCAUCUCGCGAUAGCCUGUCUUCCUCUCCAUUACCCCCUGAGAUUUCUAGUAUUGCUGCAUUAGAGAAUCAAAUGAAAAUGAUCAAUGCUGGUCUUGUUGAGCAGCUCCAAGCUAGCUUGAAGUCUACCGAAAAUGGCUCUGUGGAAGGUGAUGGUAUGACUAAUGACUCCUUCUCUCUUGGUGGAGAUAUGGAAAGCCAGAGUGCUGGAAGUCCAGCUGCCUCAGAGUCUACUUAUUCCAUGCAAGCUUUCUCCCCUUCUAACAGCACAAACGACUGUCUGAAGUCUCCAAACAUGGAGGAAAAGCAACAUAGAGCUUUGCCACCUGAACUUCCCAAUGGAAUGUCACCUACACCAGCCAAUGGAGGUGCUUUGGACUUGACUUCCACUAACACAGACAAACUGGUCAAAGAAGAACCUUUGGGCAUGCUAUUUCCAUUCAGAGAGCGAAGUAAAUUUAAGAAUACUAUAUGUGAUAUCUGUGGCAAAACAUUUGCAUGUCAGAGUGCCUUGGACAUUCAUUACAGAAGCCAUACCAAAGAAAGACCAUUUAUUUGCACAGUCUGCAAUCGUGGCUUUUCCACCAAGGGUAAUUUGAAGCAGCAUAUGCUGACGCACCAGAUGCGGGAUCUACCAUCACAGCUCUUCGAACCUAGCCCUAAUUUGUCCAACAACACCAACUCAACUGUUCCCCAACCACCUAAUCCACUGUCAACCAUGAUAAAGACUGAGUUUAAUGGUUUCAUGCAUGGCUCUCCUCAGGACAAUAAAGAAUUGACACAAAGUAUAAUUUCUUCAGGACCUCUGUCAGCUUCUUCAGCCACUUCCCCAGUUCUCCUCCAAAGCUUGGCCAGAAGGACUCCCAAGCAACAUUACUGCAAUGCAUGUGGGAAAUCCUUCUCUUCUUCCAGUGCUUUACAAAUCCAUGAGAGGACCCACACUGGCGAAAAACCAUUUGCCUGCACUAUAUGUGGAAGAGCGUUUACAACAAAAGGCAACCUUAAGGUGCACAUGGGAACUCAUAUGUGGAACAGUACACCUGCAAGGAGAGGACGGAGGCUUUCGGUAGAUGGACCCAUGACGUUUCUAGGAGGGAACCCAGUAAAAUUCCCAGACAUAUUCCAGAAGGAUUUGGUUGCACGUACUGGCAGUGGAGAUCCAUCCAGUUUCUGGAACCAGUAUGCAGCAGCUUUGUCCAAUGGUUUGGCCAUGAAGACCAACGAAAUCUCUGUCAUUCAGAAUGGUGGCAUUACUCCAAUGACUGGAAGCUUGGGAAAUGGUGGGAGCUCACCAAUCAGUGGCUUGACUGGAAGCCUUGAAAAACUCCAGAACUCUGAACCAAAUGCACCUCUAGCUGGUCUGGAGAAAUUGGCAAGCAGUGAAAAUGGGACAUCUUUCAGAUUUAUGCGUUUUGUGGAGGACAGUAAAGAAAUUGCCACAAACUAGCUUAUAUCUUCUGCGAACAUUUGACGAUCUGGAGAUCCUUUAAUUUUUUAUUUUUGUGAACUGCACCAUUAAGGCUUUUUUUUUUCUUUAACCAUGUUUGAAUUCUAGAGUUUUAAGUGCGUGUAUUUAUUAGUGAUAACGUUAGCUUUGCAUACAAAAUGCAAGCGUUUAACUUUGGUCUGUGUAUUUUCAACUAAAUACUAAUAGACUAGAGUUGUUGUAAACAUGCUGUAACAUUUAUGGCAAUUUGCAAGUCUUGGUAGUUGAUCCUUGGCAUUAACUUAUUUUAUAUAUUCUAGUUUAAUGUGGUCCCUGGUGUUAAGGCAUAACGUAAUAUGGGACAUGGACUUUGGUGAUAAAUGGAUGCACAUUUUAAGGGAAUUUUUUUGUUCAUUCAUAAAUAACUGUUGAUGGGGCUUGAAGACAAAUUUCAGGACUGUAUGGUGCAACCUCUAACUGGCUUGUGUUAUAUAUAUUUUUUUCAUGUUCUCAAGAUUCAAAGACUUACAUUUUCCUUUGUUUUCAGUAGUUUUCUGCUUUUUUAUAUGUCUUCUUAAUGUAUAGAUUUGUGUACAGUGAUGAGCAGGAAGACUAUUGAAGAAAAUUUUUUUU
This is a messenger RNA of Spea bombifrons (plains spadefoot toad), 4762 nucleotides long. RefSeq names its product spalt like transcription factor 1 (gene SALL1). The record is from RefSeq and is a predicted model, not a curated record. Gene Ontology annotation, biological process: regulation of transcription by RNA polymerase II. Gene Ontology annotation, molecular function: RNA polymerase II cis-regulatory region sequence-specific DNA binding; DNA-binding transcription factor activity, RNA polymerase II-specific. The transcript has 4 exons. The coding region runs from base 146 to 4150 and encodes 1334 amino acids. NCBI's taxonomy places the organism in Eukaryota, Metazoa, Chordata, Amphibia, Anura, Pelobatidae. Gene Ontology annotation, cellular component: nucleus.